GGCGUCGGGGGCUCCUCCUGGGCAGCAGCUGAGUCGGAGCCCCCUUUGGGCCUAGUCCUGCUCCCGGGCGUUUCCGAGGGCACUUACCGCUGGGCAGGCGGGCCUCUCUCCUGCUCCUCCCUGCCUUCGCCCCAGAGACCGCCAGCGUCGCUAACGACGCCCCGGAAGGAACCGCCGCUGCUGCCGGGAGGGAGGCAGGGCCUGGGCCUGGCGGGAACCGGGGAGGAGCUCCCAAGAGCCGCGCAAAACUCAAGGAGGAGCCGGGAAACAGGGCCCCAGGGAGGGAGGCCGCGCGGAGCCCCGGAGAUGGAGAGCAGCAUCCAGAAACCGAGGAUAAUCCAGCUAACUGGAUUUAAGAACGAAGAAAAGAAGAUCCUGGUUGAAUUGCUUCUGAAACUUGAAUGUAUUUUCCUUGACACUGAGCAAUACAGGUCUUGUACUCACCUUAUAGCAAAACAGCCUUGCAAGAGUGAAAAGUUCUUAGCAGCAUGUGCAGCUGGAAAGUGGAUACUAACCAAGGACUACAUAAUUAAUAGUGCUGAAAGUGGCAGAUGGCUUGAUGAAACAACUUACGAAUGGGGAUAUAAAAUCGAAAAAGGCUCCCAUUAUUCACCUCAAAUGCAAUCUGCACCUAAAAGAUGGCGCGAAGAGCUGACAUGUUCUGGUGCUGCAGGGGCCUUCCACAGAUGGAAAGUUGUCCUCCUUGUUAUGAGAGGUGAUAAACGAAAAGAUUCCUUGAUCAGGGUUCUAGAAGCAGGAAAAGCCAGUAUAUAUCCAGCAGUAAGUGCACCAAAGGAUAUCACUCACGUGUUAACUAAUACAGCACUAAAUCAAGAAAGUGAAAAGGUCUUUGGAGCUCCAUGCUUUCCAGUUGGCUAUUUGGGAGCAUAUCUCUUAGAGAAUGAAAUUAGAAGUGAUCUUGAAAAAUACCAAGAAAACAAUCUUCAGAGUGAACAAGAAUUAAAGGAAAUGGUGACUGAUACACAUCUUGGUGAAAUGAGACGUGCACUCAUAAGACAUAUAUAUUUUCAACAGGCUAUGCUAAGCAAAUAUACUCAAACGGACCAAAUGAAUGAGUGCAGAAAAGAGGUAAGAAAUUCCCAUUGUUCUAGAAGAAAAAACAGCAUACUUGAAGAGCUAGUAGAUGACCAGUUAUUUUCCAUUGCAAUCACAGAAUUUCUCUCUUGGAAAGAUCUCAUUCCUCCUGUUAAAUUUCUUCAUUCUCUUCUAGAGCACAUACUACAGGGAAAUUCAGACUCUACACUUUCUGUUCAGUUUUUUCACAUAAUGUAUACUCUGCUUCAGUAUGCUCCUCCUUCAAAAUCACCUUCCAUGUUAAGCUAUUAUCUGGAAAUUCUUCAGUGUCCUGUUUGCAUGAGGGGAACGUGGCCUCUGAUGGAGAUGCUUGUAAGGUCUUGUCUUUACUGCAAAGGUGUUUGUCAUUCAGUCCCUGUUUCAGAAAUCAUGUAUGAUGAGAAAACAUUUCACAAAAAUCUGAUAAAAUUUAUCCUGAAUUUGUUCCAAGCUGAAGUGCUGGCAUUAACAAGAAGUUUAUAUGAAGGAGUUGAUUCACAUUUGCAGAUGAUGCCAGAGACAGUUCUUCAGAAGACCUUCUGGUUAGGGAAUGAAUCAGUGCUUUUCACCAAGCAGAUAAAUAUUCUCACAGACUGGGUCACAAAUUCCUAUAAAGAAAAGUACAAGACAAAAGAUAUCUUCAAACAUGAGGUAGCUGAGCUCCUUAAUGGAAUUUUGGGUACUGUAGUGGAAUAUUGGAUUCUUUCUGGAUUCAUGAUGGACAGGAAUGUGUUGCAUCCUGUAGCUGACGAUCUUGCAUCUUAUAUUGUUAUUUCUUGUGAUGAUUUUUCACCAGAAGAAUUAAAAAUAUUCGUGACUUCCAUUCCAUCUCUCUGGCUUGAAAUGUAUGUUGCAGAAGCAGUCUUUAAAAAGUUCUGUUACCAAACUAAUACUUUCAUUUCUACUGAACAACUCUCUCUUGAAAAAAUAGUUUGUUCCUAUCUGCCUGUGUUACAAAUAUGGAUGCGUGAGACAGGGAACAUGCAGAAAGGAAAGAGAGAAAAAAUAGGGCAAUGGCCUUGCCCUGAGUCUCAAAGGGCAUUACUGAUGCUAAAUGGUGAUAAGCAGAACCAAGCCGAAGUGCUGCCUGAUGUACCUGCACAAAACAAUAGUAACUCUGCUGCUGUUCCAAAGAAAUUAAAAAACAAAGCCAAAAUUGAGAUGUCACAUGGCAAAGAAAAUAAUCAUUCUUCAGCUAAACAGACGAACAUUUACAAGGUUAAUAUUAAAGGAGAGACAGCUGUGCAUCUUGCUUGCAAAAGCAACAAUGUGAAGAAAUUGAUUCAUCUUCUUUCUCUCCCAGGAAUAGAUAUCAACGUUAAAGACAAUGCUGGUUGGACGCCUUUGCAUGAAGCUUGUAACCAUGGUAGCACAGUGUGUGUCCGUGAAAUUUUGCAACAUUGUCCAGAGGUAAACCUGUUCAGUCAAGUGAAUGGAGUGACUCCCUUGCAUGAUGCACUGUCAAACGGACAUGUAGAGAUUGCUGAGCUUCUACUUCAGCAUGGGGCUGACAUUCUAAGCCAAUACCUGGCCUCUCUGCAAUUGGUCUAAGUGAUGCAAGAGCCAAUAUUACAGCAAGUCCAGGUCUUCAAUAGAAUGUGGCAUUACACUGACAGAUGUGCAUUUUUCCUGGGUGUCGGUGAAGAAUGACUGGGGGAUGAUACCCCUGUCCUGGGGGAGAAGAUCUACUUGCACUUUCAUCCAUCAAGGUCUUGUGGCAACUGCACAUACUGUGUGUACAGACUUAUCUUUGCUGUCAUCUGCCAGGCUUUGGCCUGUCAAACAGUUUGACAACACAUGACAGGAACUGUGUUGCACAUUCAGUGUAGAGUUACCCAUGUUUGGUGACUAACUACUUUCGAGAGCCUUUCUUCAUUCCUCCCAACCUAAUCCCCAUGCCAUCGCAGCCAUCUAAUUAUUUUAGUUUUUGAAAAUAAGCCUGUAAUGUAAUAUAGGUUGAGUCUACACUAUCUGAAAUGCUUGGGACCAUAAAUGUUUUGGAUUUUAGAGUUUUUUGGAUUUUGGAUAUAUAUAAUGAGGUAUCUUGGAGAUGGGACCCAAGUCUAAACAUUAAAAUCAUGUAUGUUUCGUAUACACCAUAUCCAUACAACCUGAAGGUAAUUUUAUACACGGUAUUUUAAAUAAUUUUGUGCAUGAAAUAAAAUUUAUACACACUGGGCCAUCAGAAAGCAAAGAUGUCACUAUCUCAUUGACUCAUGUGGAUAAUUUUGGAAUAUUUUGGAAUAUUUUUUAUUUCAGAAUUCUGGAUAACGGAGAGUCAGCCUGUAUCUACAUUUAUUUAUCUUAAUUAAUAUGGCUAAUACUCUUCUCCACACACAUGCAACACAACAGUUUAUGACAUCUAUAUCCUAUAAUUCCUCUAUGAAAAACUUAAUUCAGCAUGCAGGAUACUCUUUUAUUCUCACAGCAAACCUGCUGGUGAUUAGUCCAGGGUCAAUUAAUGAGCCUUACAGCUGAGUUGUAAUUUGAAGCUGUGUCUCCCAUUUCUUGCAGUUUAUUCAAGGGUAGACCUGUAUCUAUCCUCAACACUACUCUAACAUUUUUUUCUGCACCGCAAAGCAUUUUAUUUAACACACACUAGCUGCAAUCCAACAUCCCCCUCAGCAUAGUAUAAAUAUUUGUAUGCGGACCUACGCUAUGCUGAGCCAUAUACUCUCCUCCCAACUUACUGGAAAAACCCUCAAGCCACUCCAUACGAUCAUUCCAUGCUUUGCAGAGAGCAGGCAGGAUGGUAGAAGCAUCUGGCUACAUCCCAUAGCCAGAAAUCAAAUUAUGAUAGCAGCACUGAGGCCCCUUUAGGACCUCAGUGCUGAUAUUGUUUCAUUUCUUCUCCAAUCGUGCCUUCUUGUCAUGGUUUCUGGGACUUAUCAGUAAAUCGGGGCAAGAAAAUCUUUUGGUGCUGCAGAAGAGGGAAUAGCAUACCAUCCCCCUCAGUACCUGAAGAAAGAUAUCUACUGUAUAUACAUAAGGGUCAAUUCUGUUUCUCACUAAAAGAAAGCUUACAAGUUCAGUGUGACGACAAUUUCUGUUUGCAUGCCCUAAGAAAACUACUUCUGUUAGUAUGGCCUGUAAUCCAGCAUCAUCUGCAUAUAUUGUUGAGUUUUCCUAAAUAUGAUAAUGUUAAUUUAUAGGUUUUUCCCUCAUCACUACCCAACAGUAGUAUCAUUCCCUAUCCAAAAAAACAGAGGAUCAGUCCUGAUCGUAUGUCAGAGAGAAAAAAUAAGCCUGAAAUCAGUUUCUACCUUCCAAACAAGUGAUGCAGGUUUUCAGUGUACAGCUAUACAGAUCACCCUUCUGAGUUAACAGACACCAUCCUACACACACUUGUUGAAUUGAGAUGGACACAACUAAGCAAUUUUUCACUACAUUUACAUACUAAAAGCAAAUAAAUUGUCUUUAUAGUACUAUGACUGAAUAGUAGAAGAAUAAUAAUAAUAAUAAUAAUAAUAAUAAUAGAAUAACAAUAGAAUAGGGGUUUUAUGGAAUCAAAAGUUGUUAUUUUGACUUAAUAAUGGUGACCUUGCACAGAAUAAAGACUUUGCAAAGAGUCAUUGGGGGAAAAGUUGAUAUUUCUAGUAUUCUUUACUUCAUAUUGCAACCACUGCCAGCUUCUGUAACCUAUUUCUUAAUUGAUACAUUCACUUGUGGAAGGCAAAGACCCUUUUUGUUCAGCUGGUACUUAAAAAUGUACCUAGAUCUGAGUCUUGAACUUGAGUAGCUAAAGAUGGAUGUGGGUGGCAUUUCUGCUCUGAAAGGGAGGAGAAGAAUCUUGUGAAUCAGUCCUUGCUAAAAUCCAAAAUGGUUUUGCAAAAACUGUUCCCUCUAAAUGUGUAAAAAUCUUCAGCCUUUUGACUGUAGUAUUCGAAAUAUUCAGUAACUUGGCAACUACCACAGUACAGCUUUCUUUCCCAACUCUGUUUCAAUUCGCUAUGGAGACUGUUGCCAUUUACUUUAACAACUCCCUCUUCAUUGAAGUUUAUCUGAAGGCUUACUGUCUGUCUAAUUUUUUAUAAUUGAUUUAAAAGAAUCAUCCCCUUCUAGGAUGGGUAUAGUAUGUGUGUGCUUGCUAGACAAAUGUUUUGUAGAAAUGUAUUUUGAUAGAUACUAUCGCUUGGAGAAAGUAAUAAAAAUGGUGCAAGUUAAACGAUAAUCAGGUUGGUGCCUUUAAUGCAAAGAAAAUCAUAGCACACUAAAAUAAGGAACAAUGUUGGUCUUUAAUUAAAUGUGUUGAAUUACUUUACUGUGCAAUCUUACACAUAGAUUUUUAAAAUGUUUUUUAAAAUGUAAGUUCUAUUGAGUUCAAUGAAGCUUACUCCCAAGUGAGUAGGCAUUGCCACUUUUCUUGGUUUUAUUUUUGAUAAGUUAAUAGUAGCUUUUGCUAUAGCUGAGUGGUUAAGUGCCAUUAUAUCAAGAAACAAAAAACGUAUCAGGCUAGAUGUAGCCAUAGCAGGCCAAAAGUACCUGCUCUUGUAGAAAAUGGCUUUUAAAUAAGGUGAUCCAGAUAUGGCCACUUAUCAUAUCAUAAAUUAUUAAAGUAUGAAAAGCAACUUACAGAUGGUUCAAAAAGCCUGUCAGCUUGUUCAGUUACUUAAGAUACUAUUUCCUUUUUAAUGUUUUUUUUUCUCUUUGCAGGACCAAUACUGCUAGAGCAGAAAGAUUCUGAGGGAAACUUUCCACUUGAUCAUAUAAACUGUGUGACUACUAAACAACAUCUUUUGAAUGUUGUUAAAAUAGAAGAGACAGCUGAGGAGUUUCAUGCUAAAGUUGAAAGCAG
Molecule: messenger RNA, 5869 nt
Organism: Sceloporus undulatus (fence lizard)
Lineage: Eukaryota; Metazoa; Chordata; Lepidosauria; Squamata; Phrynosomatidae
Gene: SLF1
Product: SMC5-SMC6 complex localization factor 1
Exons: 18
Coding region: 307-2625 (772 amino acids)
Biological process (GO): positive regulation of double-strand break repair
Molecular function (GO): protein binding
Source: RefSeq, a predicted model, not a curated record